Molecule: messenger RNA, 1463 nt
Organism: Penicilliopsis zonata CBS 506.65
Lineage: Eukaryota; Fungi; Ascomycota; Eurotiomycetes; Eurotiales; Aspergillaceae
Exons: 4
Coding region: 227-1234 (335 amino acids)
Biological process (GO): proteasome-mediated ubiquitin-dependent protein catabolic process; protein deubiquitination
Cellular component (GO): proteasome regulatory particle, lid subcomplex
Molecular function (GO): metallopeptidase activity; protein binding; proteasome binding
Source: RefSeq, a predicted model, not a curated record
CUUCUGAGAAGAGCAUACCUGCCUAUUCUCAUACCUCCCAGCAGCACCCCUGAGUAUUUCAUUUGCUUUCUAUUCGGAUUGUGCAACACAAUAAAUCCGUCUUCCUUGUGCUCCCACUGCUUGAAUACUUGGUUUCAGCUAUUACCUGUGAAGCUUCCAUUUAGGAGGCUGCUCUUCUCUCCGUCCCUGCCUAUAUCUUCACAGUUUUCAGAGCUCCCUAAUAGCUAUGGAUCGUCUCAACCGAAUGCUCCAGGCUGCCCAGGGCAUGGGCAUGGGUGGUGGUGCCCCUGGUGGUGACACUCCCAACCUGAUUGAUAACUCUGAAACCGUCCAUAUUUCUUCGCUUGCCUUACUGAAGAUGUUAAAACACGGCCGCGCAGGUGUGCCUAUGGAGGUCAUGGGUCUUAUGCUGGGUGAUUUCGUGGAUGAAUACACAGUCAGGGUGGUGGAUGUCUUUGCCAUGCCUCAGAGCGGAACCGGCGUUAGUGUUGAGGCUGUCGACCCUGUAUUUCAGACAAAGAUGAUGGAGAUGCUCAGGCAGACGGGACGCCAAGAGACCGUCGUUGGUUGGUACCAUUCUCACCCCGGUUUCGGAUGCUGGCUGUCGUCUGUGGAUAUCAACACCCAACAGUCGUUCGAACAGCUCACACCCCGUGCUGUUGCUGUCGUCGUUGACCCAAUUCAGUCGGUCAAGGGCAAAGUAGUCAUCGACGCUUUCCGACUCAUCCAACCACAGACUGUUGUCAUGGGCCAGGAGCCCCGGCAGACAACAUCCAAUCUGGGCCACCUGAACAAGCCUUCUAUUCAAGCAUUGAUCCACGGUCUCAAUCGCCACUACUACAGCAUUGCAAUCAACUAUCGCAAGACUGGGCUGGAAGAAAACAUGCUCAUGAACCUGCACAAGCAUGUCUGGACGGAAGCCCUGCAGAUGAAUGACUUCCGGGAGGAGGCAUCGCACAACGUUGAGAGGAUGAAGCAGCUGGUCGGCUUGGCCGAGGGCUAUGAGAAACGGGUCAAGGAAGAAACAGAGUUGACCAAGGAGCAGCUGAAGACAAGAUAUGUUGGCAAGGUUGAUCCGAAGAAACACAUCGAGGAUGUGAGCCAACAACUCAUUGAAGACAACAUUGUGGCGGUUUCGAGACAGAUGAUCGAUAAGGAGGCCUCGUUAGCACGCGUAACAGGAACCAAUGGAUCCCAACCCGGAGCUGGCAUGGAAGUGGAUGAUGAGUUAUAGAAAACGACGACCAGCGAGCUUGAGCAAGUUAGUCAGUCGGUAUCUUAUGUGUCCUUGAUCAAAUAAGAUAUUUUGAAGGUCAUUACGGCCCGAACUUCGAUUCGAUCUACGAGACGUGAUCAGCGAAAUCUACGAUUGAUGCAUAAAUAACAUGAAAUGAGUGUGUUUCUAGGACAGAUCCCUUCCAUGGUAAAGUAGCCACGAUGUUUCGAGGUAUUCACAAGUGCAG